Molecule: messenger RNA, 1113 nt
Organism: Mizuhopecten yessoensis (Yesso scallop)
Lineage: Eukaryota; Metazoa; Mollusca; Bivalvia; Pectinida; Pectinidae
Product: degenerin deg-1-like
Exons: 5
Coding region: 532-1113 (193 amino acids)
Biological process (GO): sodium ion transmembrane transport
Cellular component (GO): membrane
Molecular function (GO): ligand-gated sodium channel activity
Source: RefSeq, a predicted model, not a curated record
ACGAAAUUGCUUUAAGAUUCAAAACGAAAAACAUUUUUCGGGAUUUUGCUUUGAUAUAUAAGACAGUUCUCCGGGUCUGCGUUUUAUUUAAAUUUAAAACACGUAUUUCUGAAUUUAUAACCCUGUCAAUUCCUCUAAGAGACUGAGCGUAUUUCUGCAUUGACUAUUUAUAAAGAUGUUAACAGCCAGGAACAGAAAGUUACAAAGUGAAUGGAACUGUUGUGACGCGUGCGUGGAGUUUUAGCAACUCAAUACUCGAUCCAGUUACAAAAAAAAGAGUGAUUUGUUCUAAUUACACAAAAAUGGAAAACAAGCCAAUGAAGACAUUGAUUUUUGACUUUUUGGAAAACACUACCAUUCACGGACUGGGGCGAUUGCCCGCCACCAGAUUCUGGGUUCAGAAGAUACUCUAGGUACUAGCCUUUAUGACGUCGGUGGCGACCGUACGUCACACACUUUGUAUCAACAACUAAUUUCGGAGUCAACAUAACCAUCAAAUCAACAAAGGCUGACGAAAAAACCCAAAUCAUCAUGUUUCAGCCAUUGAAGAUGUUUAUGGAAUACACCUCAGUGCAUGGUCUCGGACGCAUCGCUACUGUGAAACAUAUAAUACACAAACUGUUGUGGACCGUCCUCUUUCUUGCCUCUCUCGGGAUGUGUAUAUACCAGGUUACUCGUUUGGGACAGCAAUUCGUAUCUAACCCGAUCAGCACCACCAUUUCACUUAAAUAUGAACCUCAGAAGUUCCCGUCUGUCUCCAUAUGUAACCUCAACCCUGCAAAGUUUUCCAAAAUUGUUGGGAUCCGGGAAUUGCACCACAUACUGCAGGAAUCUUCCGAUCACGGAACUAUAUCAUUGGACAAAUUUAGAAGCUUAAGCGGACUGACAUUUCCGCUGCCGAAUUUCACAUAUACAGCAGACGAAAACUUCAAUCUCAAUCAAUACGACCAUCCCCUCGGCAUGGCGAAGAAGCUGUUUGAAGCUCGUUUGGCGAACAUGCCCAUUGAAAAUCUAACUGCCCUUAACGACGUGUUCGAGUUUUUCAUAAUGGACUGCAAAUAUAGAGGAAUAAACUGUUACAAGCAGUAUGUAAUUUGGUCAUUUUCCCCUUAG